Molecule: messenger RNA, 1658 nt
Organism: Stereum hirsutum FP-91666 SS1
Lineage: Eukaryota; Fungi; Basidiomycota; Agaricomycetes; Russulales; Stereaceae
Exons: 9
Coding region: 44-1522 (492 amino acids)
Cellular component (GO): membrane
Source: RefSeq, a predicted model, not a curated record
GUCUAUAACACCUUGACUUAUAAUCAAGAGUGGAAAGGCAACGAUGGGUAUCUUGCUUUCCUUACCCAUUCUGGGCUCCUUAGGCGGAAUCGCUACCUCUGCUUUGGCUGGGUUAGCCUUCUGCUUCACGUCGCAUGCAGCAUCUAUGUUCUGUAAAUCAUGCAAUUGCAACUCGUCUAUUGCAACUCGUGUCGGAUUUGCUAUGAUAUUUGCGUUGAACUCGAUGCUUGCAUGGCUUAUGAAGACGCCGUUCAUGGUAGACAACAUCGCGAAAUGGAGCUAUGAUUAUAUCAAGAUGGACUGUGCAGAUGAUAAGUGCUACGGUGUUUUAGCGGUCCAUCGUAUCUGUUUCGCAUUGUCUCUACUGCAUCUCAUCCUCAGUCUCGCUUUGGUUGGAGUAAGAGACACUCGAGAUAAACGGGCUGCUAUCCAAAAUGGCUGGUGGGGUCCAAAGGUCCUUCUCUGGCUGGUACUAGUCGUGGUCUCAUUCUUCAUACCCAACGGCUUUUUCAUCUUCUGGGGAAAUUACAUAUCCCUCAUCGGCGCCACAAUAUUCAUACUCCUCGGUCUCGUCCUCCUCGUCGACUUCGCACACUCUUGGUCCGAAACGUGCCUGGAGAACUGGGAAGCCUCGAGCUCGUCAAAUAUGUGGCAGUGGAUUCUCAUCGGUUCCACCGCAGGAAUGUACGCUGCCACGAUCGCUUUGACGGGUGUGAUGUUCGCGUUUUUCGCCGGGUCGGGAUGCACGUUGAAUCGGUUCUUCAUCUCGUUCAACCUCGCACUCUGCAUCCUCAUCACCAUCAUAUGUGUCAAUCCUACCGUCCAAGAACAUAAUCCCCGCUCCGGCCUCGCUCAAAGCGCAAUGGUGGCGGCAUACUGCACCUACCUCAUCAUGUCCGCCAUCGGCAACCACUCGCACGAGACCUGUAAUCCUCUUCGGUCAGGUACGGCAAGUGGAACGAGAACGACUGCAGUCGUACUAGGAGCCGUGUUUACGUUCUUGGCCAUUGCGUAUUCCACCUCGAGAGCGGCGACACAGAGUAGGGCGUUGGUGGGGAAGAGGAAGUAUGGGGCUGUGGCGUUAGGUGGCGAUGCGGAUGAGGGGCAUGAGGUUAGUGUGGUGAGUACACAGCCAGGAAAGACUGAGACGCCGAGAUAUCAGGCGUUAUUGGCCGCUGUUGAAGCUGGCGCUAUCCCUGCGUCGGCGCUGAACGAGGAGGAGGAUGAAGAGGACGACGAGGCUGUCGGUGAGAUGCGAGAUGAUGAGCGUUCUGGGACACGAUACAAUUACUCCUGGUUCCACAUUAUCUUCGCCAUCGGCGCCAUGUAUGUUGCCAUGCUACUCACCGACUGGAACGUGAUGAAGACAGGCGGUACCACCUCCGAAGGCGAAGACGUCUACAUCGGUCGCUCCGAGACCGCGAUGUGGAUGCGCAUCGUCAGUUCGUGGGUCUGCAUGCUAUUGUACAUCUGGAGCCUUAUUGCACCAGUGUUGAUGCCUGAUCGGUUCUCUGAUAUCUGAGUGGAUGUCAAGUUUUAAUUUGGAUCUGAGAGGCUUUGAUUUGUAUUUCAGGAUUGUUUGGUUUUGAUCUGGACUAUCGUAUCGUCUUUCGCGGCUGUUCAUUAUAAUUGGUGGUGUAUGAGUAUUUUCCAUGCCG